Messenger RNA from Fusarium subglutinans, 684 nucleotides. RefSeq lists its product as uncharacterized. The coding region runs from base 1 to 684 and encodes 227 amino acids. The record is from RefSeq and is a predicted model, not a curated record. The transcript has 3 exons. NCBI's taxonomy places the organism in Eukaryota, Fungi, Ascomycota, Sordariomycetes, Hypocreales, Nectriaceae.
AUGCAGAUUCCGAGCCCAGAACCUGACCUGAUUCUGCCUCUUCUUUUUAUCUGCCUCGUCCUGGUGUGCAUACUUUGCACUAGCUGCUUGAUCCUCGUCAUCGUCGUGAUCAGACUCACCAUUCACGCCCAGCGAAGUCUACCAAUCGAAGCUAAGGAGCAGAAGGACAUUGCGAAGGGAAAGGUGAAGGAGAAGGUCAUAGAGGAGAACAUGGUCGCUGUUGCGCAGAAUGACGGAAAUAUCAUUCUAUUGCAAGUCAACAAGAACUACGAGAUCAUCUUCUAUGAGAGUCGCACCCCCAGUGAAAGAAUCCCCAGGAAGAAGUAUGACAUGAACACCCUCAAGAUCAAAGGAAAGUCUAUCAAGGUCAACCCUAAGUUGCCCAUUAUCUCGGCUGUCGCAUUCACCCACCCCGAGUCUUGUGGCGGCAGAGCUCAGAUCAUCCGUGUUGGUGACAAGGACGAGGAUUGGAACGACGGCAUGGACUUCAACGAUAAGGACUACACUAUUUGCGAAGUGAGCGGUCUGGCUGCCAACGUUUUCCAGUCAACUGGUGACAAGAAGAGCUUCCAGAUCAAGUUUUACUAUCAGCGUGACGACGCAGACGAGUUUGCGGAUGUUUCCUACAAUGCCGUGGGUGUUACUGAUGAGUGGAGCACUCGACCCAACGUCACCGAAGCCUAA